AUGUGGUGGAAUGGGCCCUCCUUUUUGCCGCAUUCUAGCCAAUGGCCUUUAGCUCCAAAUAAUGGUAUUACAAAUUUACCAGAAACAAAACUUUCUAUAAAUUUAACCUUGGGAGCACAGAUAUGCAAUGAUUUUGACAUAAUAUCUAAAUACUCUAAUUACAAAACUUUAUUGCAUGUGACUGCGUAUUUAUUUAGGUUUGCAUCGAAUUGCAAAAAGUCAGUAAAACUCAGAAAUUUAGGUGAACUAACUUUGGAAGAAAUUAAUAUCGGUAAAUUUACUUUGAUAAAAUCAGUACAGUACAAGAAUUUUAAACCAGAAAUAGACAAACUCAAAUCAGGAAAACAGAUUUCACAUAAAAGCAAAUUGCUUCCUCUUUCACCAUUCUUAGAUUCCGAAAACAUAUUGAGAGUUGGUGGCAGGCUGAACAACUCUGAUCUAUUUUAUAACCAAAGGCAUCAAAUUAUCUUACCUUGUAAGGAUUAUUUCACAGAAUUAAUUGUUAAUCAUGAGCACAAAAGGCUUUUUCACGCUGGUACUCAAACAGUACUAGCUACCAUUCGAAAUGAGUUUUGGCCUCUUUCUGGUCGCCAAGCUAUCCGCAGAGUUUUACGAAAAUGUGUAAAAUGUUUUCGAGUACAGCCUACUGGACUACUUCAAAAAAUGGGUGAACUACCUUCAUCAAGGGUUAACCCAUCAAAGCCAUUUCAUACGGUAGGUAUUGACUAUGCUGGCCCAUAUUUAAUAAAGGACAGCAAGCUGCGUAACAAGAAAUACAUUAAGUCUUAUAUAUGUUUGUUUAUAUGUUUUUCUUCCAAGGCCACUCACUUAGAACUAGUUAGUGAUCUUACCGCUGAUGGCUUCCUUAAUGCAUUCAAAAGAUUUAUUUCUCGUCGUGGUUUAUGUAGACACAUUUAUUCAGAUAAUGCAAGUACCUUUGUAAAGGCUAAUAUCUAUUUAUUAAAGUAUUUUAAAUUAAGCCAAUCUCUAGUUGUUCAAGAGUUUAUAACCGAUAACUUGAUUACUUGGCAUUUCAAUCCUCCUUACUCUCCUCAUAUGGGAGGAUUGUGGGAACGUGCAGUUCGCUCUACUAAACACCAUUUGAAACGUGUACUUAACAACACUUACCUUACUUAUGAAGAAUGUUAUACUCUUCUAUCUCAAAUUGAGGGCAUCCUAAAUUCUCGUCCUCUCCUUCCUCUUACCGAAGAUCCUGAUGAUCUACAGCCUUUGACUCCAGCACACUUCUUAAUCGGUACUGCGAUUCAAACAAUUCCAGAGCCAGCUGUUCCUGCUGACCAUAAAAUUCAGUUAUCUCGAUACAAGCACAUUACUAUGAUGAUACAGCACUUUUGGACUAGGUGGUCCAAGGACUACUUGAACUUACUCCAGCAGCGACCCAAAUGGCGAGGUACUCAAAUUGACUCUAUCCAAGUGGGAUCUAUGGUGCUCUUAAAGGAAGAUGAUACCCCUCCAAUGAGUUGGAAAUUGGGACGCUUAGUAAAGACUCAUCCAUGCAGUGAUGGACUUGUUAGAGUAGUGACAGUAAAGACUUACAGUGGUAUCACUAAACGUGCCAUAAAUAAGAUAUGUGUUUUACCUAUAGACGAUUAA
This is a messenger RNA of Diorhabda carinulata, 1614 nucleotides long. RefSeq lists its product as uncharacterized. Bases 1 to 1614 code for a protein of 537 amino acids. The transcript has a single exon. Gene Ontology annotation, molecular function: nucleic acid binding. Lineage: Eukaryota; Metazoa; Arthropoda; Insecta; Coleoptera; Chrysomelidae. The record is from RefSeq and is a predicted model, not a curated record. Gene Ontology annotation, biological process: DNA integration.